AUGGCUUCAAAGAAGGUGGUAGGGACUUAUGGAUAUGCUGCCCCAGAGUAUGUCGAAACAGGCCAUCUUUCCAUCCAUAGUGACUUAUGGAGUUUUGGUGUGGUGCUGUAUGAGAUCCUCACUGGGAGGCGUGUCUUAGAAAAACACUGGCCAACAGUAGAGCAGAAGCUUCUUUAUUGGGUUAGACAGUACCCUGCAGAUAGUAAAAAGUUCAGCAUGAUAACAGAUCCACUCCUAAGAGACCAGUAUUCUAUUAAUGCAGCUCGAAAAAUUGCCAAGUUAUUGGCAGAUAGCUGCCUGAACAAGAAUGCAAAAGACCGGCCAACAAUGAAUCAGGUGGUAGAGAUCUUGAAGCAAGCUAUACAAGAUUCACAAAAGGGUACCAACUCUGUAAAUAACAAUUUUGGGGCAUCUGGGUCUAAAUUGGGUAAAAAGAACCCAAAGUUGAGGUGA
Molecule: messenger RNA, 453 nt
Organism: Rosa rugosa (rugosa rose)
Lineage: Eukaryota; Viridiplantae; Streptophyta; Magnoliopsida; Rosales; Rosaceae
Product: probable serine/threonine-protein kinase PBL19
Exons: 2
Coding region: 1-453 (150 amino acids)
Biological process (GO): protein phosphorylation
Molecular function (GO): protein kinase activity; ATP binding
Source: RefSeq, a predicted model, not a curated record